Molecule: messenger RNA, 1152 nt
Organism: Schistosoma haematobium
Lineage: Eukaryota; Metazoa; Platyhelminthes; Trematoda; Strigeidida; Schistosomatidae
Gene: AGPAT2
Product: 1-acyl-sn-glycerol-3-phosphate acyltransferase beta
Exons: 5
Coding region: 302-727 (141 amino acids)
Biological process (GO): phosphatidic acid biosynthetic process
Cellular component (GO): endoplasmic reticulum
Molecular function (GO): 1-acylglycerol-3-phosphate O-acyltransferase activity
Source: RefSeq, a predicted model, not a curated record
AAACCAUGAGAAAUAAGCUCUGUAGUGAAAGGGCGCCUUGCUUGCACGAGUAACUUUGGAUAUAUGAAGUUGAACAACUGCGUGCGCAGAUUGACCGUUGAGUAUGUUAGAUUACGCGUUUAUUUUAUUUGCCACUAUUCCCAUACUGUACCGGGUUCCAAAAGUACAGUACUAUGUCAAAUUUUCCGUUUUCUUCUUAUUGAUCUUUAUUGGGUCAUUUAUUUAUUCUAUCCGAUUGGCUUUCAAAGGCCGAAGAUAUGAAAAUGCUUGGUAAUAACUUUUCGCUCAUAACGUUUCAAGGAUGUUUGUAAAAUAUCUAGCAUUUUCUGGAAGGAUGGUUGGUUUAAAUCCUGUUGUCGAGGACGACCAUCUUCUGUCCGGGGAACCAUGUAUUUACGUCUUGAAUCAUCAAAGUUGCAUAGAUGUCACAGGUGUGGGCGACAUAUGGCCAAAACGCUGCUCGGUAGUUUCCAAAGCUUCACUUAGAUUCAUGGGAUUUUUGGGAAUAGUUAUGUGGCUGAGCAAGACUAUUUCCAUUGAUCGAUCCCAUCAUACUGAUGCUAUUUCUGCCAUGGAGAAAGCUGCCAUAGAAGCCAAACAGGAUAAGGUCUCGGUUUUCAUUUUUCCUGAGGGCACAAGAUCCGAUGCCGGUUAUCUUUUGCCUUUUAAAAAGGGAGCAUUUCACAUGGCCAUCGAGUGUCAAGUAAUACCUGAUAUUACUCACUAAGUUUAAGUUUCCGAUCCAACCUAUUGUUAUUGAACCGUAUGCAAAGUUCCUUGACCACAAAAAGAAACUUUUUAAAAGUGCCACUUACAAAGUGAAGGUCCUACCGAAAAUUGACACUAAGGGGAUGAAUAAAUCACAAGUUGAUCAACUUCUCAAUGAAACUCGUGAAAAAAUGUUUGCUGCAUUUGAAAUGAUGAAAGGAACAAUUUCAAACUGAAUGGAUUUUUUAUACUCAUGUGUCAUAUACUUUUGUUAGUUCAUUAUGAUGAGCAAUAAUUGUUUUUAUCUUCGUACCUAAAUUUACAAAAUCCAACUUCCCAACUGGUAUUCUAUACUAAAUUAGUACCUUCCGUCCGAAAAAAACGUUUUUAAAUGAUUUAUGUACUCCCAAAACCACAAGAAUUAUACUCAAAUAUGAAGUGCUA